Molecule: messenger RNA, 7010 nt
Organism: Amphiprion ocellaris (clown anemonefish)
Lineage: Eukaryota; Metazoa; Chordata; Actinopteri; Pomacentridae
Gene: znf408
Product: zinc finger protein 408
Exons: 9
Coding region: 135-2573 (812 amino acids)
Biological process (GO): regulation of transcription by RNA polymerase II
Cellular component (GO): nucleus
Molecular function (GO): DNA-binding transcription activator activity, RNA polymerase II-specific; RNA polymerase II cis-regulatory region sequence-specific DNA binding
Source: RefSeq, a predicted model, not a curated record
GGUCGGAGCACAGACGGAAGGACUUCCUGUGAUGCUUAUUCUAGCUGGAUAACGAUGGCUUUCCCAGAGUUUACAGCGGGAUACAUUAAGUGAUUUAAUACAAAAUAAUUAAACCAAGACAUCCACAACGUCCCAUGAUGACGGCCUGCCUCGUUCCUCCCGCCCCGUCAGCUCUCGCCUCAUUUCUCUCCUUGCUGCUUCCCCGUGGCUUCGCUGUAGGUCCAUCGCGGCUCUGUGAGGGCAGGUUGGGUCUGUGGUGGGUCGGAGGCUCGCUGGAGGCCGGAGCCCUGCUGGGGAGGGGCGGGGAAACUGACUGGGUCUCCAAGUAUCACGCUGACCCGGUGAUUCACAGGCCAGACGGUGAAUUCAUGACACACUACGAGUCCAAAACAGGUCAGACCAGCAGCUCCGAGGAAGAAAAGGCGCUGACGGGGGAAGCGGCAAAUCAAGAAAGUUUCGUACAAAGAGCCAUCUGGAUCAACUUUGCCUGCCAGGCGCAAAGCCGAGCCCAGCAGAACGUGGCAGUGAAGUGUGUGUGUGCUGAGGUGUGCGUGGGCGAGUGUGCAGAUGUGUGCCUCAGUGUGUGUCGAGACAUCCUGCCGGGAACUGAGCUGCUGUUGUAUGAUGACACUGUGGGGAAAAGUCAGACAACAGACAAACCACAAGCCAACUCCAUUGAACACACAGAAAACAAAGUGGAGCAGACAAAAGGCCCAGAGACUGUAACUACCAACAUGCCGAUCAUUCAAGAGAAGGAAGAGAGAGCUGAUAAGACGGAGAAUGAGGAGGAGGAACAGCUUAGAAAUCCCCCCAAAAGCAUCAAAAGGAGUCACCUGACUGCACCCAAGAAGAAGAGGAGAGUCAAUGAAAACCUGUCUGAGCCGAGUCCAGGUGGAGACAGACAUCAGGACAGCAGCACCGACAGUCCAACAGCUGAUAAAGACCCAGCACAAAGCGUCCCGGCUGCUGUGGACUCUGAAACCAGCCUCCCUGAACCUCCUCCUGUCCGCUGCAGCUCCCGUCUGGCUGCUAAACCACGACGGGUUCACUGCCUGACCAACCGGACGAAGAGACCUCCAUUCAGCCCCGAUUUACCCAAACAGACCGAAGGAGAAACCCGGAGCUCCACGGAAUCCGCCAGGGUUUCCACAAAGACACUAAGCCCUGUUCCUGAGGUGAUCACAGCACCGGGUUCUGCCAGAGCGACGUCCACGUGGCAUCCAGAGGUCCGAGAGAGACGCUACAGAUGUUCCAGCUGUGGGAAGAAGUUCUACCAGAUCGGACACUUGAAGAAACACCAGUUCAGCCACAUGGACGAGAAACCCUUCAGCUGUCAGGAGUGUGGGAAAAGCUACACCUCGGCCGAAAGCUUCAGAGCCCAUCAGAUGAGUCACCGCGGGGAGCGUCCAUUCUCCUGUCCUCACUGUGAGAAGUCGUAUGGCCUGAAGCGGGACCUGAAGGAGCACAUGGUCCUCCACACCGGGGAGAAACCAUUUACCUGUGAACACUGUGGGAAAGCCUUCGCUCGCCGCCCCUCCCUGCGCAUCCACCGCAUGCUUCACUGCAGCAGAAUGAUUUACACACAGCCACCCAAGGUGCAGUGCACAGUGUGCCCCAAGCUGCUGGCCAACUCCGGCUCCCUCAGGAACCACAUGAGGCUCCACACCGGGGAGAAACCUCACAUAUGUCAGCACUGUGGGAAGAGCUUCAGGCAGAAAGGGAACCUCGAGUGUCAUCUGAGAAUCCACAACGGGGAGAAACCGUUUUCCUGCGCCGAGUGUGACCAGACGUUCUCUCAGAAACCAGAGCUCAGCCGUCACAUGUUCACCCACACCGGAGGAGGUUUCCUCUGUAGCUACUGUGGAAAAUCGCUGAGGGAUCCGCACAGCCUGAAGUCCCACGAGAGGCUGCACACUGGAGAAAGACCCCAUCGCUGCCCUGUCUGUGGGAAAGGCUACACAUUGGCCACCAAACUGAGGAGACACGUGAGGUCGUCCCACCUCAAAGAGAAACCAUACAGCUGCCAGUGUGGAGCCUCUUACACUGUGAGACAAAGUCUGUUGAGACACCAAGCUCAGCACAGGACAGAAGGAGAAACUCCAAAUGAGAUGGAGGGAGGACAAAAAGAGGACAGCUCCAAGAAGGAGGUGGCACCAGAGUUUGGCUCCAGUCACCCAAAGCCGAUUAGAGGAAGACCCAAGAAGAACUUGCUUCCUCAAGAGGAAGCAGAGAAAGAAGGAGGUGAAGUAAGGCGGAGAAGAGGGCAAGGAAAAGUUGAGAAGUUUAAGACAGUUGAGACUUCAAGAGACGGUGAUGUUUCAGGUAACGUCCAACACGGUGUCAUAUACGUCCACACGGAUGACCUGUCCACGUCAAGCUCCGCCCCUCUGCUGCUCACCUCGGAGGCCUCGCUGCCUGCAGGGUCGGGGCAGGAGCUGGUGGAGGUGGUGAUAUCGGAGUCUGCAGAGCAGUGCAUUGUGGUCCACGGAGAGCCGGCGGUGGGAGAGCUGCUGAUCCUACAGGACGAAGGACUCUGCUCGGUGGCUCAGACAGUGGAGAUAAACACAGUGUAGCCUGAGAUCUGGAGGACGUUUUCCUGAUUAAUAUGUCUCAGUUAACUUGGUAAUCAGCGUUUUUUAUUCCUCACCUUCCUCACACAACCUCGUCUACAUUUUCUUCACAUUCUUAUUAUUUACCAAAUUGCCUUUGAACAACCUCCACAGAACAGAUGGAAAGUGAUUACGCAUGAUUAGCUGCUGGUUACACAUAAAGGCAUGGAGAGAAAUACCAAUAACAGCUGCGAUAUGUCUCACUCAAGAACAAAAGAGGACAGACUGGUCUGUUUUCGGCUUGAUCUCUGAGCCUCUUAAGGGAUACAUUCCUCCUGUAGUGACUGUAGCGCCGUUUGAUUCUGAGCAGCCGACACACAAAACUGACAUUAACUGUCGAUUCAGCCACUUAAGCUGUCAGAUUCCAUUGAGGUUGCAACAGAAGUGCCUCAGCUUGACAUCAGGUCUUCUGCAUUUAGUCAGUUAUUACCCGGAGAUAAAAGAAACAAAUGAGACAGUACAACACACUCAGACAUUCAACUUACUGUAUGACUCUCAGUCCACAUGUGAAUUCCUUGCACUCCCACGCAGGUGUUUUCAUUUGAUCUUUUCAGACCUUUGCUCAAGUUGAAGGUGGUAACAAGCCUCCAUGGAUUUAUAAAAGUAUAAAGUCCCACCUUAACAUGAUCUGUACGCUCCCACACAGUCCUGAGAGGUCUGAUCAGCACAGAAUAAUUGAAAUUGCCUGCAGGUUUACCACAGACUGCAUAUAAAAGAUGAAUGUUGCAGCCAUGAUGUCACCCACUGGUUUGUGGGCUACAGCUUUGAAACUUUGAAACUGAGCACAUUGGUCCAUUGAAUCUGACUUCUUUUGUUGUUUAUUUUCCUCCAAAUUGAAUCAUGAUUUACAAAUUGAGCAGCAUGUUAUACUGCAAGAAAUUUGAAACUAGCGACCGAGACCAUAAACUUAUUAGAAAAAAAUAGAGGUAACAAUUGAGAAUUUGGCUCAUUUUCUCAUAAACUUCUAUGCGCUCUGACUUCUUUUUGCAAACAGAGGAGUCGCCUCCUGCUGGCUGUUAGAAGGAAUGCAGAUUUGAGUUCCUUCCAUUCUGGCUUCACUUUUCAGACCCAGUGGGUACAUCUGUCUUUUAUAUACAGGCUCUGGUUGCAAGUACGGAUGCAAAGACAGUUUUCUUACGCGAUAGCCUGCCACGUUAACAAUCAACAAUCAAUUAGUGUAGGAUAUAAUGAAAAAAGCACAAUGUCCAUUUUUCCAUGCGUUAGUAAAGUUCCAAUUAACCAUGGAUGCUUGAAAUUUACCGCGUCAGCUCACUUUCAUUAGUCCCAGGAUCAUUGCUCUGGUUCACGUGGGUUUGAAAUUUACCGAAGAACAGUGUCUGGAAGCCAUUAACUGCUACAGAAGUCGCUGUCAUGGUGGCCUGUUGCUAGCAAGCAAUAGCCUGCCAUGUUACCAAUUAACCAUCAGUUAGUAUGCACUACCGUUCAAAAGUCUGGGGUCACCAAGACAAUUUCAUGUUUUCCAUGAAAACUCACACUUUAUUUUUAUGUUUUUAUCCCUUAUUAAUCCCACGAGGGGAAAUUCUGAUUUUCGCAUAUCUCCCAAUUGGAGGGAGUCAGAGCGACGGGUCAGCCAUGGUACAGCGCCCCUGGAGCAGGAAGGGUUAAGGGCCUUGCUCAAGGGCCCAACAGUGGCCACAUCGGGGCUUGAACCUCUGACCUUCUGAUCAGUAGUCCAGAGACUUAACCGUUGUGCCACCACUGCCCCAAUGUGCUAACAUAACUGCACAAGGGUUUUUCAAUCAUCAAUUAACCUUUCAACACCAUUAGCUAACACAAUGUAGCAUUAGAACACAGGAGUGAUGGUUGCUGGAAAUGUUCCUCUGUACAUCUAUCUGGAUAUUCCAUUAAAAAUCAGCCGUUUCCAGUUAGAAUAGUCAUUUACCACAUUAACAAUGUCUAGACUGUAUUUAUGAUUAAUUUAAUGUUACCUUCAUUGAAAUAAACUGCCUUUCUAUCAAAAAUAAGGACAUUUCUAAGUGACCCUAAACUUUUGAAUGGUAGUGUAUGUUAAAAAAAAAGCACAAUGACUAUAUUUUUAUGUGUUAAUGAAGUCAUAAAUAAUCAUGGAUGCUCGAUAUUUACUGUAUGUUGACUCAAUUUUAUUAGCCACACAGUCAUGGCUUCAUUGUUCUUGUUUACACGGACUUGACAUCCACACAACAAAUGUGUCUGGAAGUCAGUAACUGCUACAGAAGUCUCUGUCAUGGUGGCUCAUAACUAGCUAAACCCCUACAAUGCCAAAAGUCACCUAUCAGGGAUGCAAAUUUUUAAUGAAUUUUUAAUUAUGGUGAAUUUCUUCACCGAUAGUCGACCUUGUCAUCAAGUACUAGCUGUUACAUUCUUCUGUCUUACCACCUAAUAUAUUGUUAAUUGGCUAAAGUACUAUUAACAACAAAUAAUCGAUCGUUCAUUAAAAUUCCUUCUUGCAAGUUGUAUAAAUGAAGAAAAUCUGACAAAUCGUUAUUGCUUCACUGUUUCCCAGUUGAUCAGCAACUUAAAAAAAUGGCUAAUCAAACUCCAGUGGGACAUUUGGUCGUAUUUCAAGGCAAAACUACAUAUUUAAGAAUAAAUUAUACUGUAGUAAAGGUGUAUUUUAAAUUUUAAUUCUGGCAUAUCAACUCGUAUGUUAGCCUCAUUUUGUUCUGCCUGGAAGUAAAACACACUGGCUGUGAUCUAGAUUGACGUUUACCAUUAGCUGACUUGCUGUCUUUUCAGGCAAUCGCAGAUUAUCGCUCAGUGUCAGUAUUAUGAUGUGAUAUUAUGGACUACAACACAGAAGUAUGUUCUGAGAGCUUUAGCAGUGACUGAUGUGAGUGACAUUUAGAAGCUGAACGACCAGUACGCUUCAGUCAGGAUUCCCUCUCUUCUCGAGAAAUUGCUUUUGCGUUGACAUAAAGCUGGUUUGACAGAUGGGGAUUACACUCUAGACUAGCAAUUUCCUCUAUGUGGAGAUCUUCUUUCAAACAUACAGUGAUAUGCAGGCAUUUUCCAUACUUUACAUGUUUAGAUUCGUAACUGAAAAGUCCCAAAGUCCUUCUGCAGCUUGACAGUAACCCCAAACAUACAGAGAACUGUCUACAUCUGCAUGUCAGCAUUAGAAACCACAGGUCUCCCCAGUCAAGAGACUUGUUUUUGCACAAUAAUAAAAAGGACCUGGAGAACAGUUGCUCACACAGUUUGUUUUGAAACAAAUGGGGUACUGAAAGGUUGGAGAGAUUUCUGGGCGCUCACGUUUUCUCGGGUUUUAAGGCACUCACCAUGUAAUUGCAAAGUCUUCGGUCUGAGGUUGGAAAGAGGACUAAUGUUGCAUGUCAUUCCUCAUCUCUCCCCUGACAUCCUUCCUGCUGUCUGCUCUCAAAGGGAAUAGAAGUGCGUCAUGAAACUGCUCAGGUUAGAAAACAGUGAUAAAAGACGUCAAAAAGAAGCAUAAUUUAGGAUCAUAUCUGGUGCUGGCGUCAUUACUAGUUAGCAAAACAAAAUCUGAGUCACACGUUUUAAGACAUUUUUGUGUUGUACAUUGAGUUUUAAAGAGAUUAAAUUAAUAUUAUUCUCAUCAGUCUAUCCCAGGUAACUCUUAAUGACAAACUGAACACAUUUGUAGAAAGCAAAACAAAUUCAUCAAAAAUUUAAUGAAAUUUAAAAAGUAAUCACUUUGCUGUGGCACUCAAAAUAUGGUCAGUUGCAUUUUAUUUGCUUUAAUGCUCUGUUGUUGUUUUUUUAAAUGGAGUCUCACCUGUGACAAAUUGAAUUUAUUGAGUUUAGAAAGACACCCGACAGCUCCACUGUACGUCAGCGCAAAAAAACGAGUCACAAUUUAAAUCUAGUAAAUCAUAGAUCAGGGUGACGGUUUAAAACCAUUUCUAAAGCACUGAGUGUUCAUAACUGUGAAAUGGGCAAAGUUUGGAAGCACCAGAACUCUUUGUAGAAUCGACCAUCCGGACAAACUAAGUAACACAGAAAAAAGGACUCAACAGUCUCUGAAGCAGAGCUUCAGAAGUCCUCUGCAGAGAUGGAAGGAUGACUAACAUCAGGCUUUAAUGGUGGAGCAGCUGGAUGAAGGCCACUCUGAGAUGCAUGACAGCAUGUUUGGAGUUUUUCAAAGUGUGUUUAACUGCAUUCUGAGACAGAAAAUUCACUCUUUAGGCAGACACCAAGCCUCAUGUUUACUGAACACUGUCCACCUCCUGCUAUGACAAUCCCUACAGUGAAGCACGGUGGUGGCAUCAUCAAUUUGACAUGCUAUAUAUUAUAUAGGACAAACUAAAUCCUUUUCCUGACAUAGUAUAUGCACAGAAUGGUUUUAUGAGUGUUGAUUUCACCAUGCAACUGCUGCCAAACUACAAAAAUUAAAUGAGAGAUUUCAAUUUGUAACUUUCUAUA